Molecule: messenger RNA, 1988 nt
Organism: Bufo bufo (common toad)
Lineage: Eukaryota; Metazoa; Chordata; Amphibia; Anura; Bufonidae
Gene: C8A
Product: complement C8 alpha chain
Exons: 11
Coding region: 30-1856 (608 amino acids)
Biological process (GO): immune response
Cellular component (GO): membrane attack complex
Molecular function (GO): protein binding
Source: RefSeq, a predicted model, not a curated record
AAGUUGUCAAUGAUUCACCGCCGCGGACGAUGCCGGAAAAGCUCCAGUUUUUGCUCCGGCUCUUCUCAGUGGGGACGAUGAGACGCGAUCUCUGCUCCGAACUCCUCUGCUUAAUCUCAUUAUGUGUCGCGGUGACGGUGCAAAGCGGGGACGUCGGAUCAGCCGGCAGGUUUGCCCGGAGUUCAGGCUCCGCUCCGGCCCCUGUGGACUGUCAGCUCGGCCAGUGGUCUCAAUGGUCUCCAUGUUUUCCAUGCCAAGGUACCAAACACAGGUACCGGGCCCUGGCACAGCCGGCCAAAUACGACGGAAGGAUCUGCAUCGGGAAUCUGUGGGAGUCAAUGAUCUGCAAAUCCUCCGAGAAAUGUGUCCCGGACAAUAAGUGCGGAAACGAUUUUCAGUGUGAGGAAACUGGUCGCUGUAUAAAGAGACAGCUGGUUUGCAAUGGAGAGGCAGACUGCAGGGAUGAGUCCGACGAGAGGGACUGCGAGCCCCAGGAAGAUGAGAGGUUCUGCAGGCAGCUGUUUCCAAUACCCGGAGCUGAGAGAGCUGUCAGAGGGUUUAACAUCCUGACGCAGGAAGAAGCGCAGAAUGUCCUGGAUCACAGAUACUUUGGAGGUCAAUGUGAAUACGUCUAUAACGGUGAAUGGAGGGAACUGAGAUACGACCCGACCUGUGAGCAGAUGUAUUACGCCGCCGAUGAGAAGUACUUCAGAAAACCCUACAACUUCCAUGUCUAUCAGUUCCUUGCCCGGGCAGACACUGGGAUGUCUUAUGAGGUGUACGACGACUCCAAGGAUCUGCUCGAUGCUAUAAGGAAAGAAAGUUCCUCUGCCUUAGGGUUCAGCUUCAAUAUAAAAGCCGCAGAGAGUCCGGUGGGAGUAGAGUUCGGAAUCAACUCCGAGAGUAAAAGUGAUUUCCUGAAAAAUAUAUCUUCAUAUACUGAAAAGAACCUGCAGUUUGUUCGAUUUCUCACUGAGGUUCAGACGGCUCGUUUCCGGAUAAGAAGGAAUUCUCUGGUGUUGGAUGAGGACAUGUUAAUGUCACUGAUGGAGCUUCCUGAUACUUACAGCUACGGCCUCUAUGCCAGGUUCAUUACUGACUAUGGCACUCACUUUGUCACCUCUGGCACCAUGGGUGGCAUCAUGGACAACGUCCUUGUAUUGGAUAAAGAAGUCAUGAAAAAACAAGAUGUUACGUAUUCCAUGUUGUAUGACUGUUUUGGCGGCUAUAUUAGUGGAACCGGCGUAUCUGAUGAUGGACAAGUCGAGGGAUCAUUUAAGAUACAAGCGAAAAACUGUGAAAGACUUGAAAGCAAAUUUACUGAACGUCAUGGAAGCGAGAGUGUAAUAAAGGAUAUCAUCACUCAUAUAAAAGGAGGAGACACAGGAUCAGCCGGGGGGCUGCUUAAUGUAAUCAGGGGCGACACCUAUCGCUUUUGGGGAAGAUCCCUGAAAUAUAAUCCAGCUGUGAUUAAUUUUGAGCUCCAGCCGAUACACGAAGGUCUGCAGUUAACAGGUCUGUCUGGGAUUGAGAUGAGGAGGCAGAACCUGAAAAGAGCCUACGACGACUUCCUGAGCGAGUUUAACUCGUGCCGCUGUGGCCCCUGUCACAAUAACGGGGAGCCCAUAUUAAACAAUAAUGUGUGCAGCUGCCUGUGUCCUGCGGGGUACGAGGGCCCAUCAUGUGAGCAGACAUCACGACCAGAUAUAAAAGCAAAAGGAGGCUGGAGCUGCUGGUCCUCAUGGUCCACCUGUCAAUCUGGAAAGCGUCAAAGGACAAGGUCUUGCAACAAUCCACCUCCUAAAAAUGGUGGCAGUCGAUGCCUGGGGAGAAGCGUCCAGACUGAGUCCUGUUAAGAACCAGGGGUCUUAUAUUUUACACUUUUGCUGUGUUUCUGUCAAUCAUUCACUGACAGCCUGAGUCAAUGCGUGACCUUAUUGCUUAUUUAACAUUUGCACAAAAUUAAAGUCUUUUACGUUGUAUGUUAA